AUUUCAUUUUAUUUUUUAAAUAGACACGAGAGUUUUUAAAUAAAAUAUAUAUAUAAUGGAAAAUUUAGCAGAUUAUUUAGGUUUUGACCAUGUUACUUUUUGGGUUGGUAACGCUUUACAAAGUGCCGUUUAUUAUAAUGCAAGAUUUGGUUUUGAAAAUGUUGCCUACAGUGGUUUAGAAACUGGUAACCGUGAGUAUGCUACCCACGUUGUUCGUCAAAAUGAAAUUAUUAUGGCCUUCACCUCACCAUUAACUGGUGACAAUAAAGAUUAUGCUGAUCACAUGAUGAGACAUGGUGAUGGUGUCAAAGAUAUUGCUUUCAGAGUUAAAGACGUCAAAUUUAUUUAUGAUGAAGCAGUCAAGAAUGGUGCUAAAUCAGUCAAAGAACCACACCAAAUUAAAGACGAACAUGGUACUGUCACUUUAGCUACCAUCAUGGGUCCAUAUGGUGAAACAACUCACACCUUCAUCGAUAGAAGCCAAUACAAAGGUGCUCAUUUACCAGGUUUCUCAUAUAAAGUUACUUCAGAUCCAUUAUCUAAAAUUACCGAACCAGUUGGUCUCAACAUUGUUGACCACGUUGUAAGUAACCAUGCCGAUCAACAAAUGACUCCAGUUGUUGAAUGGUACGAAAAAGUAUUAAAGUUCCACCGUUUCUGGUCUGUUGAUGACAAAACCAUCCACACUGAAUACUCAUCAUUAAGAUCAAUUGUCGUUUCAGAUAGCAGUGAAAAAGUUAAAUUACCAAUCAAUGAACCAGCCAAUGGUAUCAGAAAGAGUCAAAUUCAAGAAUACGUCGAUUUCUACAAUGGUGCUGGUGUCCAACACAUUGCCCUUAAAACUGACAACAUUAUCGAUUCAAUCAUUCGUUUAAGACAACGUGGUGUUCAAUUUUUAACUGUUCCAAAAACUUAUUAUGUUUCACUUAGAGAAAAAUUAGCCCAUGCCCCAAUUACUGUCAAAGAAGAUUUAGAUAAAUUAGAAGAACUCCACAUCCUCAUCGAUUAUGAUGAUAAAGGUUAUCUCUUACAAAUCUUUACCAACAAUGUUGAAGAUAAACCAACCGUUUUCUUUGAAAUUAUCCAAAGAAACAACCAUCAAGGUUUCGGUGCUGGUAACUUCAAAGCUCUUUUCGAAGCCAUUGAACGUCAACAAGCUGAACGUGGUAACCUCUAAAUUUUUUAUUAGGGUUUAUUCAAUUAUUCACCAUAUUUAUCUACAUCUUGUAUCAUCAACAUUAUAUUAACAAAUUUUGUUGAAAUCCCCAAAAAAAAAAAAAAAAAAAACUAUAAAACUUUUUAAAUAAAAAAAAAAUAGAAAAAAAAAAAUCAUCUUUAUUUUUUUUUUUAAAUAUAUUUAUUAAUAUAUUUAUUUUUUAAAAU
Dictyostelium purpureum is the source of this 1383-nucleotide messenger RNA. RefSeq lists its product as uncharacterized. The coding region runs from base 56 to 1177 and encodes 373 amino acids. Gene Ontology annotation, molecular function: 4-hydroxyphenylpyruvate dioxygenase activity. The transcript is spliced from 2 exons. Lineage: Eukaryota; Evosea; Eumycetozoa; Dictyosteliales; Dictyosteliaceae. The record is from RefSeq and is a predicted model, not a curated record. Gene Ontology annotation, biological process: L-tyrosine catabolic process.